CAGAAAUCGAACCAAAGAUCCAAAGUUCGAAACUUUUUACUUGUUGCAAAAUUCCUCUCGAAAAACUUACUAAUUUUCUCACUUUUUGGUCGAGUUCGUUGUUUGUUGUGUCUGAUCUCUCUGACAACAAAAGAGUUUUAAGUCUUAAAGAUUCUGUUUUUAACCGAAUUGGGGGUGUUCUGUUGAAGUCUCUGCGAACUAGGGUUUCCGCGAAGACUUUGUUUUGGAGCUGUUGAGCUUUGAAUUGGUGAAUUAUACGGGUUUUUUGUUUUGGUAUUUGGGGAGGAAUGUUUUAUUCGCAGUUUAUAUUAGCAAAGAAAGGACCACUUGGGACGAUAUGGAUCGCGGCCCAUUUGGAGAGGAAGCUUCGAAAGAAUCAGGUGGCUGAUACUGACAUUGGAGUCUCCGUUGAUUCUAUUCUCUUUCCGGAAGCUCCAAUUGCAUUGCGAUUGUCUAGUCAUCUUCUGCUUGGUGUGGUUCGUAUUUAUUCAAAGAAGGUGAAUUACCUCUUUGAUGAUUGCAGCGAGGCACUGCUUAAGGUGAAGCAAGCUUUUCGCUCUGCUGCGGUUGACCUACCCCCAGAAGAAUCCACAGCACCAUAUCACUCAAUCACGCUGCCUGAGACAUUUGAUCUUGAUGAUUUUGAGCUCCCUGACAACGAGAUCUUUCAGGGCAAUUACGUUGACCAUCAUGUUAGUACAAGGGAGCAGAUCACACUUCAGGAUACCAUGGAUGGUGUUGUGUUCUCAACCUCGCAAUUUGGAUUAGACGAACGAUUUGGGGAUGGCGACACUGCUCAAACUGCUUUGGAGCUUGACGAGGAGGUAUUCCAGGAUAAGGAUAUUAUUGGAUCCGAUGAUGAGGGCGGUCAAGGUGAUCGCAAUGCAUAUCUCGAUGCAGCAACACCAGAGAUAAAGGAUGAAAUGGUAAAUGUUUCUGAUGCCAUGCCAAGAGAUUUCAAUCAAGAGCAGGUUGAAGAUCUUGCAAUGCGUGAUGAGUUUAUGGAAGAUGCUCAAGCUCCUCAAACCCCUGGACUAGUUGAGGUGCUAAACUCAUCUAGUGUCAGAGAUCAGCUAGCAUGCGAUGAUCACAUUGAGGUAGAGGAUCCGAAUGCAGAAGAAGUUAGAAAGGCCUCUGGAGAGCCGGAUGGUAAUGAGCCCUCUGAAUAUACUGCCGUAGAAUCAGCAGUUACUCCCAUGGAGGUGGAUAAGUCGAUAAAUGAAAAUAUCGAUGCACAAAACGAGCCAGAGGAGGAGAGGGCAGAGCAUGUACAGCUUACCUCGCCAAGUGUUUCUCACAUCACCACCGAGGUGGAGGAUCCUGGUCAAGUAAUCACGGAGGCAGGAACCGAUGUUGAUAAUGUUGUAACGGAUAAGUCAGAUGCUGUUCCUUCAGUUGAGUCUCUUGGAGAGCCUACGAUGAGUAAUGCUGAGCCAAAAGUUCCUGAAGAAGAAAACCAAGAUCAUUUUGCCAUUACCACUGAGGUCAAUCAAGAAACAGAUAUGCAAGGAGAUGUGCAAGGAUACAGUAAACCAGAUGAGCAGCUGAAUAACGCACAUGCAAUUGAUGAACAGACUGAUACUGAUUUGCCUGCACCUGAGAAGGUAUUAGCUGCACCUAACAGUCUGGGGGAUGAAAAUGGUUGUAUGGUUGUUGAAUCAACACCAGAUAAAGAAGACCCUGGGACAUGUAACGGGGAUGCAGGAAAUAAUAACAUUACUGGGAAGAAACGCACUUUCACUGAGAGCACAUUAACUGCAGAGAGUUUGAACUCUGUUGAGUCAGUUGGACUGAUUCAGUCCAAAAGAACUGCAAACUCUGUUCCUGAUGACGAUGACUUGUUGUCUUCCAUCUUAGUUGGAAGGUCAUCUUUUUUGAAGAUGAGGCCUACCCCUGUGCUUGAAGUAGCAUCUCGAAAACGGUUAAAGUCUGCUCCUCGUUCUACUACCACAAAGAGGAAGGUUCUAAUGGAUGACCCUAUGGUCUUGCAUGGCGACCUUAUACGGGAACAGCUGACAAACACGGAAGGUAUACGCCGUGUGCGUAAGAAGGCACCUUGCACCAUUCCUGAAAUCUUGAUGCUUCAAAGGCAGGCUUUGGAGGAUGGACUUUUAAAGGAGCCAAUACUCACUGGUAUGUCAGUGGAGUUAGUAUCUCUGCAUAAUGAGCCGUAUGAUCUAAGAGGAAUCAUGGUAAUCAAGAACGAUGACGACGGACAUGCUUCUGUUGGAGUGGUUGAAGUUAAUGAAUGCUCAGUUAGGGCUGUGGAAGAAAAAGAAACUGAAGAAAGGUCUGCUCCUCAUACUCACCUAAAUGAUUCUGAGGAGCAACCUUCUGAGGCUCAUACUCAUCAGCCACAGGACCAACAGAUCGUAGACCAACAUGAAGAAGAGAAAGAAGAUAACGAGCUUGGUGAAAAUAUAUGUGACUUGGAAGUUUUAAAGGAAAGCAAUGGAGCUGCUGACGAAGCAAAUCAUGUAGUGAACGAAGAGAUCAGUGAAAUUCCAUCUGAGGACAAACUCGAUCAUGUAGAGGGUGUCACGGAUUUGCAGGUGGAAGGUGACCAUGAAAACCAUGAUGGAGGCCUAGGCGGUCAAGAUGUUAUAGAAAUUGCUGAAGGUGAUGUAGAUAACAACGCCACUCUCAACGAGACAGAGUUGAAAGUUGAAGAUGAACUACCAAAUGAAGACAACAAGACGGAUGCGGCCUCGGCUGAAGUUAUUGAGAGUGGGGUAGACGACCAGACUCCAUGCGUUAACACAAUUGUAGAAGAAGCUGGUGGUUCUAAUAAUCUAGCCUCGGACGAAGGUUGCAAGGAACCUCUUGUGGAAGAAAACAAUGAUGUGGUGAUUCCGGAGAUUGUCACUGCUGACGACAGAUAUAAUGAGAUAUUUAAUGAGGAGGCUUAUAUGCAAAGUGCACCAGAAGCAGAACCUACUACUCGCGAUGGUUUUAUGGGAUAUAAUGAUGAAAUGGAUACCAUGGAAGUUGCACAUGACACAGGAUUUUUGAACGUGGAUGAUGAUGAAGUAGAUGAAGAUCACGAGGACGAUGGUGUGGAAGAGGGUGACGAAGCUCGUCUUCUUGAGAACAGUGGAUGGUCUUCUCGUACCAGGGCUGUGGCGAAGUAUCUUCAGACGAUAUUUGAAAAAGAAGCUGAGAAUGGGAAGAAUGUUGUUGUAGCAGACAAACUCUUAGCUGGUAAAACCCGUAAAGAAGCUUCCAGAAUGUUUUUCGAAACCCUGGUUUUGAAAACAAGGGAUUACGUCCAAGUUGAACAAGCCAAGCCUUACGAAAGCAUCAUCAUAAAACCGCGACCAAAGCUCACCAAAUCCAUCUUCUAAUAUGGUGAAGAAGAGUCUCUCAUAGUUGCAGAUAGGUAGUUUGGUCCAGUCCAAGAACAUCAUAUCCGAAAUGAUUGUCCCUUCUUCUCUAAAGUCAAUACACUUUCCACUCUUUAAGCCAACGAAGUAGUUAUAGUAUCAGUGGUGACUGGUGUUGUAGCGUUAACCAUCAUCCAAGUAGCUGGAGGAGGUUAAUAUGUUUGUCAUUUAUUUUUAUCUUUAUACAUAUGAGUUGUUGUAUGUGUGUAUAUAUAUUGGUGCCACCAUGAUCAUUGAUCACCACCAGUUUAUAUUUGUGUCAUGCUAAUUUUAUUUCUUUGGAUAACUGAAGUUCUCCGGUUUAACUUGGGAAUGUCGAAGAACCAUUGUUUAAUUGAAUAAUAAUAGUUUUAUUAUAGAGUUAAAAUGGAAAAUUGU
Eruca vesicaria subsp. sativa (arugula) is the source of this 3761-nucleotide messenger RNA. Lineage: Eukaryota; Viridiplantae; Streptophyta; Magnoliopsida; Brassicales; Brassicaceae. The record is from the annotation of a GenBank genome assembly.